Messenger RNA from Onychostruthus taczanowskii (white-rumped snowfinch), 789 nucleotides. RefSeq lists its product as uncharacterized. The transcript is spliced from 5 exons. Bases 1 to 612 code for a protein of 203 amino acids. The record is from RefSeq and is a predicted model, not a curated record. Lineage: Eukaryota; Metazoa; Chordata; Aves; Passeriformes; Passeridae.
AUGCCUGUAUCAAUUCUUAUCCUCAUCAUUAUUGGGUUAAUUUAUACUUUCUUUAGUGUUAUCCCUCAACGCCAGCUGUCAGAGACCCAUCAACAACUGGGCUUCCAGCACGUUCCUGAGCACGUAAAUUAUUUGCAGCGGCCAAGACUCCUCGUUCGUUUGGGCGGCAGAGCGGGGAGGCACUCGGAGCUCCUCCAGCGCCUGGCAAACGCCUCCCCGCCGCGGGGGCGGCGAACACCGCGGCGCUCGGGGGCUGCGGGCACAGAACGUGCCUGGAGGGGCUGGAGGCAGGCUGAGCCGGCGGGGGAGCGGGAGGCUGUGCCCAGCGAUGAGCCGCCUCCCUCGCUCGCUCCCGCCCGCCCUCCCGCAGGAAUCCCGGGCGGCGCGGCGGCACCGGGACGCGCGGCUCCCCCGGGCUGCGCAGCGGGGCGAGCGGCGGAGCCGCGCCGGCGAGGAGGAGCCGCCGCCUCAUCCUGCGGCACCGGCCCGGCCAGCGCAGGUGGCAGUGUAGAAGCCAAGAACAAAAAUUGGCAGAAAUUGUGUUCUGUGUACGAGAAUAUGAAGAGUGUACUCAUGACUAAGCACAGGAACCUGGAAAACCACAGGCUUUAGUCAGGUGAUCCCUGAUGAGUAGCCAGCCCACCAAGAAGGGACUUGAGCACACAGGUAAGAGAGAAGCUGUGUACUCUACAUGCACCUGGGGGUCCGGGGGAGGAGGUAAACAGCUCUAACAUUGUUUGAAUAGUUAAAAAAUAUCCUGACUUGCUUGGAUGUGUAACACUGUGAUUG